This is a messenger RNA of Anopheles cruzii, 1224 nucleotides long. It is a transcript of the gene Gorab, whose product is annotated as RAB6-interacting golgin. Bases 34 to 924 code for a protein of 296 amino acids. Lineage: Eukaryota; Metazoa; Arthropoda; Insecta; Diptera; Culicidae. The record is from RefSeq and is a predicted model, not a curated record. Gene Ontology annotation, biological process: non-motile cilium assembly. The transcript has 4 exons.
AAUAUUUUCGCAAUCUUUCGCGAUUUUGUGAAUAUGUCUAAGCAAUUUGUUGGGUUCUCUGACGACGAUAUUUAUAAAAUCACUCGCCAAGCGACCAGUAAAGAUGCAGCCAGGAAAUGUGAAGUAUUGUCGCGUCCGCACAAAAAACUGCCCCAAGCACCACCCGGUGCAGUGAAGUUCAUGCCUCCGCCCAUAAUUGACAAUGGAAACAACUUGAGCUGCGUUGAUUCGAGCAUUUAUCCCAACCACCCGAUUCAGCAGGCAGUCGCUUUUAAGCCGCUGCCCGUUAUGAUGAAAGUCCCAGAAGAUGAAUCCAUUCUCGUUCUUCCUCACCAACCCAUGACCAGCCAGGUAACGGGCAACAUUCUCGCCGCCAAUACACCGGUCGGCGGUUUCAAACCGCCCGGCGACUUGGUUACUCCUUUUAAAGGCAUGUCGCUGAAGGACUUUGAACAUCAAAGAAAGCUGAUGGAAGAGCAAAAUCGUCAGAAACGCGAAAUUCUACACAAGGCAAUCGAACAGCACGCACAGAAAACGGCCGCAGAGGCAAGUAAAAUACAGGAGAUUAAAUCGGAACUCACCAAACUAGACUCGGAGCUCGCCGCGGAUGUUGCAAUCUUGCGGAAGCAAAUUGAUGCCGCAAGUGUACAUUUCACCAACGUGGAGAAAAACUACCUCAACAUUGAAAACCUUUUUCUCAAAGCUAAGGUAGAACUUCACCAAGCUUUGGAGAAGAAGGAAAUGCUUACCGAGCAUCUCUGUGCAAUCAUUUCUCACAACGAGGAACGCAAAGCAAAGCGGCUGUCCGACCUGAUGGAAAAGGUAGGUAUUUCCGUGAACGGGGACUUGGACGAUACUAUCAACAGUAACAGCACUGUGGCAACGGACGCGAACAACAGUACUACACAUUCUAUGGGAAACUGAGACCACCACCGUUGUUCAUACCCCUUACACGCUGUAAUGCGAGGCCAACAGCAGCGAUUCAGAUGCAACAUCUGAAUUUUGGCAAAGAACCUUCUGUCCUAGGCCUUUGCUAUUACGUCGUGUUCUCCUCAAUUCUCUACAAAACGGCUGAAUGGCCGAGAUAUUGUUAACAAAUGCGAAUUGUCUUAAUAACCCUUUCUUUAAGAAGUUAAACAAUUUUUUCUAAGAAAUAGAGACACAAAAAAGAGUUUUACACAAGAGCACCUUAAAGUAUUGUUUUUUAGAAUAGCUAUUGCAUUU